AUCAUCAUCCGACAUCAUCAUCAUCAUCUACAUUUCACGCUGAUCAUCAUCCACCUUUACGUCGAUCAUCGCCUCGCUCGUUCAUGUGCCAUAUCCACAGCUUCACCCUCGUGUUUUGGUUCUAGCGGCAUUCCUGCAUCCAUUUCACGCACCACUCAUAGCGCCAGAACCAUGGCAUGCCCUCGUUCAUUAUCCUUCCAUUACAUUCCCUUCCACCUCGCUUACCAUGUAAUUUUUUUUCAUUUAUUCCUCCCUUCCCUCGGUCACAACGCCUUCCCACCCAUGGCCGCCCUCCCAAUGUCAUCUUCCCAUCCAUCUCGAUCUAUAUACACCUCAUCUUCCCUCGCAUGUAUAUACAGCACAACACCUAGCACGCACGAUUCGGUACAUACAGCGGACACUAAAAAGGCCAUCCUUUACGUUCAUUCCCAUUCUAUUCCAUUCUCGCCCAAGCCCCCCCUCCCCACGGCGACACGACACGAUCCGACCUACGAUCUGGUAUCUUAUUCUCGUCCAACUAGUCCAUUUACUAUCUCUUUUUUAUAUGGUCGUCGUUCAUUCCUCGCGUUUUGCGUUUUACCAAUGCGUCUCGCCCUCUUGAUUUUGAUUUCAUUUUCUUUGUUCGUUGCUUUACUUUACGCCUACAGAAGCGUGCUGUGCCUUUUUGCUUGAUAGAACGCAAGGUCCAUAAUAUAAUACAUAGCGAUCAUUGAUUUCAUUGUAUGCGUGGGAGAAGUUUGUGACAUGAAUUUCGAAGAAUGUGGGGUGCUACGCGCCCCCAUCUAAUUCUUCCACUUGAACUUGU
Molecule: messenger RNA, 805 nt
Organism: Suillus paluster
Lineage: Eukaryota; Fungi; Basidiomycota; Agaricomycetes; Boletales; Suillaceae
Exons: 1
Coding region: 172-672 (166 amino acids)
Source: RefSeq, a predicted model, not a curated record